Angiostrongylus costaricensis is the source of this 1500-nucleotide messenger RNA. The record is from the annotation of a GenBank genome assembly. NCBI's taxonomy places the organism in Eukaryota, Metazoa, Nematoda, Chromadorea, Rhabditida, Metastrongylidae.
AUGCGGACUAGCAGUUCUUCUUCGCUCGCAACUGCUGCUGUACUUGAUGAAGUCGUAGCGGGAUCAUCGUCGACGACGGUACCGUCCGAGAAUCCGGAGUAUAUGCGGACUUUGCGGCAAUAUGGUCGCUACUUUUCCACGAGGCUUGUUCAGGUAGUGGUGCAAUCACGAACUAAUGAGAAGUUCAAUCUUGAAUGUACUUUACCUUCGAAUUCUCCGGAUUGGUUCAAUCUUCGAAUUGAUGAAUUAGGCGAGGUGUCUGCUCAAGUUAAGAGGAGCAUCAGCAGGACGUUUUCAAUCGACGAAGAGGACCAACAAACUAAAUGGGCCAACGAUAUCAGAUCGCAGUUGUAUUUACAAUUAAGCGUAAUGUUACGGAGCGCAAUGGUGGCGGCCAGAAUGACGCCGUUGCAUAGGUACUACGUGAAGAAACAAAGCUGCGACACCUUCGUGAUAUUGUACAAAUUGGGCGAGGGGUUAUCCGAAUUGGAUCUUGGAACGGAAGCAAAACGAUUAGAACUCGGACGUUUUCCAACACCUGCAGGAGCAUUCAGACUAGAAGUCGCUUAUCGCACUCAAAUGGAGAGAGCGUUGUCACCCCGUGACGGCCAUGAAUCUCCAAAUCAGCCUGCAACAUCUCCUCCUGAUCCAACUAAUCAGGCACUCACGCCUGCAAGGUCGCGUUCAACUUCUUUGGCUAGCGACGGUGAUCCUGCGUCGGGAAGUCCGAAACCGAAACAACAUUUGGUUGUGCCGAAAAAUAUGCCAUUCGCCAACCUUUUAACCGUAUCAUAUACAGGAGUGUUAUUCCCAUUGCCAGAGGAGGCAGUUGGACGGAAGAAAUGCCCUUCUGAAUCGGCGAUAGCGGAGGGCAAUGGGCAUACGCCCUCUCGUUGUGGCUCAUUUUCACGAUUACUGGGCGAUGCAGCUGUAACUGCCGCUGCGUCCACGUCUAAAGCGGAAAACAAAGAAGUUGAUGAAGAGAACCGCAGCAAUACAGGUUCAAGCAUCUGCAAGCAGCUAAAGCAAAUGAAUGACGACAAUCCCGAAGUAGGUAACGCGGAGUCAGAGGAAGCUGCGAAGACAAACGUUGAACUAGACAGUAGCGAGCGGACACUUGUCGACCGUGAUAGCGACAGUCAAAGUGGGAGCGUGCACAAGGGUGACAAGUGUGUUGAAGACCAAAGUGAAUCAGUAACAACAAUCAAGCAUUCGGAUGGGGACCCUGAUGAAGUCAUUGGCACGUCGGACGAUGACUCUUUCGUGAAGAUACCAUUGUUCGGUCGGACUUCUGGCGAGGCUGCGCAGGAAGGAGAGCUUGAUGUUCAUCUAACGGAAUUUAUGACAUCUUGUAAAGCUCCACCUCCACUUCUGGCUGUACCCCAAGAGUGGGAUACGUUGAAUGAUAUUCAGAGUUUAUUGGAGCAGUUUUCACUAAAGCAAAGCGUGUUCGAUAAGUUUGUGGCCGAAGUGCGCGAGCAUGGUGAUGGCAACGACUGA